Molecule: messenger RNA, 1504 nt
Organism: Selaginella moellendorffii
Lineage: Eukaryota; Viridiplantae; Streptophyta; Lycopodiopsida; Selaginellales; Selaginellaceae
Product: aquaporin NIP6-1-like
Exons: 5
Coding region: 281-1120 (279 amino acids)
Biological process (GO): transmembrane transport
Cellular component (GO): membrane
Molecular function (GO): channel activity
Source: RefSeq, a predicted model, not a curated record
UAGUCAGUCUGUUCACCUGACGAAUGCGAAUUAGUAACUGCACAAGACGUACCUUGACACCGACAGUUUACUGUGCGGCUACGAGGUCAACACCUUGGAACUUCAUACCUCUCAGAGCUCUCCUGGUAUAAAUACUUGACACUUCCUUCCACUCGAGGUCAGUAUCUUAAACUUCCUUGGUUGUCUCCGCCCCUCUUCUCGGAAAAGUUGGCUGCUCCUGUCCUGAAGCAAGCUCGUCCCUUGUUUGGUCACAAUAGCGUCGUCUCUGUAUACCAGACUUAUGGAGGGCGGAAGCGCUGCUACACAGCAGGAGAGGACCUCCAGCGUCGACUGGAGAAACCAACAGCAGAACAAGUGCUUCCCCAUCGAGUGCUUGCCCGAAGAUGGAGCCUUCAAUGCACCUCUCACUGGACUUCCUCCUGUUCCCUCCCUCAUUAAGAAGCUGCUGUCCGAGUUCCUGGGAACUUUUAUCCUGAUCUUCGCAGCGGCCGGAACUGCGAUCAUGAACGAGAAAUCCCACGGAGCUCUUGGAGUCCACGGCCUGGCUGGAGGAGCGGGUAUCACGGUCAUGGUCGUCAUCUUUGCAACCGGGCACAUCUCCGGAGCUCACAUCAAUCCUGCUGUAACUGUCGCAUUUGCUACCUAUCGCCAUUUUCCAUGGUUCCAGGUCCCGCUUUAUAUAAUCACUCAAGUGGUGGCCACCAUCUGUGCUGCCUUCGUUCUCAAAGGCGUCUAUCACCCGGAUCUCAGUGGCGGCUGCACGGUUCCAGUCGGUCCGAUAUGGCAGAACUUUCUGUUUGAGACUAUCCUGACUGCCAUGAUGAUGUUCGUGGUCACAGCAGUUGCUACCGAUUCCAGAGCUGUUGGAGAGUUGGCUGGUAUUGCUGUCGGAGCAACAGUUUAUCUGAACAAUCUCAUUGCAGCGCUGAUUUCCGGAGCGUCCAUGAACCCGGUUCGUAGCUUGGGUCCCGCCAUCGCUGCGAACAACUUUCAUGGCUUUUGGAUUUAUAUUGUUGGUCCUUUCCUCGGCGCUCAGAUUGGUGCUGCCGCCUACACUCUGAUCCGUUUCAAGGACCUGGAACCACAGCAGCUCCAGCAGCGCCGAAGCUUCAAGAAGUGAGAACAGAAGCAGCUUCAAAUGUACAAAGCUAUUUGUGUGCUGUUUGUGCUCAAUAACUUCGGAUGAAAUAAGCGAGGAAAACAAGAAAGCAAACAAGAAAGCAAUCACGAAUCAUGUGGAUUGAUGUGUGUGGUAUGUACGUACUACAGAAGACAUUUUUAAGUGUGCAUAAUUCAAAUCCUAAAGAAAAGAAAAAACCGAGGGAGAGUCAAAAGCGUUAUACAGUUGUUGACACGAUUUAAUAUAAGUCUGCAAACAGCAAUGUGGAGGCUUCCAACGGAAUUGGUAAAGGACCAAAAAAGCAUGGGAUGGAUAAUCAAAGAGAAGGCACCAAGCAUGACGCAGAGACAAACAAAACGUCUUUUUGAGGCUAGCCGGGGAAAA